CCUUACGUUAAAAACCAGCCGUGCACACACACACACACACACAUUCACACACACCACCGCUACUCAGUGCUUCGAGUUAACUAACAAAGUUUAUUUAAGGGUUGUCAUGUUAUUGGGGCCGUAAGUGGGGGCAUUAGGGACUUUUUGAUUUUGAACAGCAGUGUCACGGGCCGGGGACUUAAUGUGAGAACAAUGCUGUUGAAGUUAAGAUGAUACUGACACCAUUAAUGUCAACAUUUGAUACAUUUAUGUAGGCUAACACUUUUUCUUUUAAUUAUGGGCUAUGCCACACUUUGGAUUUGUUGAAAUAAGAAAUCGGCCUAAAACCAAAGAUGAUAAUCGACUUAUUUCACCCAUUAGAAAUUCUUAGACAUAUUUUUACUUUACAUUUUCUACUAUAAGUUUUUAGUCCUAUUUUACUCAUAAAGUUUGCAAAACGACACUGUCUAAUUUCUAAACAGCCAGCAAGCUUUUGCAACUUCCUUUCCUCUAUAAUAUUCGAAAAUGAUUAUAAAGUGCCACCACGUAGGCUAUAUAUUCCCAGAGAAAUAGCUCCAUUAGCCUGGAAAUAGUAAAUAUGUACUUUAUAUUGGCUCAUAUGGGCAGCCUGAGUGUGCGUGUGUCUCGGGGCAGAGCAGACCCCGCCCAUUUAUGCUAAUUAUUGCCUCCCAUUGGUGUGUCAGGGGAGCAGGCCGGCUCUGAUUGGCCAGGUCGAAGCCAUUUAUUUGCUGACAGCCCCGUCACAUGAAUGGUUGUCUAUUAACUUGUUCAAAAACUAUCUGGAGUUGUCAAGGCUCAGGCGGACAGAGGCGAAAAAGUAGUUUGUUGAUGCUUUUUCGGAGAAGCGACUGGAGAAGUUUUGUGGACACAACAUAGCAGGGACCUAUUGGGACAAGGCUCUUUGUCACUCAUACUCACACACGAGCUCUGACACACACUCACCGAGAGGAAGAGAGAGAGAGAGUGUGUGGAGACGCGGCUUGGUGCUGGUUGUUUUUGUCCAGAGAAAAAGUUGCAGAGAGAAAUCGACAGGUAACUCUUAGCAGCAGCAGCCUGCGCUCCUCACUGUCCUCUCUUUGGCUUGUGGAGUUUGUCUCUGUGUUUUCUUUGUUUUCCUCUGCUCGGGAGCUCCAACUAAAAGCUGUUCCUGAUGUAUAACAUGAUGGAGACUGAACUGAAGCCCCCAGCUCCCCAGACCAACACGGGGGGCUCGGGCAACACCAACACGUCUGGCACCGGCCCCAACCAGAAAAACAGUCCGGAGCGGGUCAAGAGACCCAUGAACGCGUUCAUGGUGUGGUCCCGGGGCCAGAGGAGGAAGAUGGCCCAAGAAAAUCCCAAAAUGCACAAUUCGGAGAUAAGCAAGAGACUGGGCGCAGAGUGGAAACUUCUGUCGGAAAGCGAGAAGAGACCUUUCAUCGACGAAGCCAAGAGGCUCCGGGCCCUGCACAUGAAGGAGCAUCCGGAUUACAAAUACCGGCCCCGGCGGAAAACCAAGACCCUCAUGAAGAAGGACAAGUACACCUUGCCCGGCGGGCUGCUGUCUCCCGGAGGGAACGGGAUGGGAGCUGGGGUCGGGGUGGGGGCCGGGCUGGGCGGUGGGGUGAACCAGCGGAUGGACAGCUACGCGGCGCACAUGAACGGCUGGACCAACGGUGGCUACGGCAUGAUGCAAGACCAGCUGAGCUACCAGCACCCGGGGCUGAACGCGCACAACCCGAGCCAGAUGCAGACCAUGCACCGCUACGACAUGAGCGCCCUGCAGUACAACAGCAUGACCAGCUCCCAAAGCUACAUGAACGGCUCCCCGACAUACUCCAUGUCCUAUUCCCAGCAAACCACGCCGGGGAUGACCGCCCUGGGCUCCAUGGGGCCCUCCUCGGUGGUGAAGUCCGAGUCCAGCAGCUCCAGCCCGCCCGUCGUCACCUCGUCUUCCCACCGGGCCGGGCCGGGCUGCCAAAGCGGAGAUCUGAGAGACAUGAUCAGCAUGUACCUGCCCGGGGCGGAGGUCAGCGAUCAGACCGCCCAGACCCGGCUACACAUGUCCGGGCACUACCAGAGCACCGUGCCUGGGACGACGAUCAACGGCACGCUGCCGUUAACACACAUGUAAGAGACACAAAGCAGAGAGAGAGGUAGAGAGAGAGAGAGAGAGAGAGAGCGAGAGAGAAAAAAAAGAACUUUUAUAAGAGAAACUGUGGACUAUUAACGUUGGACUAUUUUUGUACAGAAAAAUUUCGGGGUGGGAAAAGUUGUAUAGAAGUCUCCAGGAAAAAGGACACACGACUCUUUUUUUUUUUUUUCAUUUUAUUCUAAGGAAGCUCUAGAGGAACGGUAGGAGAUCCCCUCUUCACUGGUGGAUGAAGUUUGGAAGACUAGAAAGUGGGAGUCGCAAUCAAAUGUUUUAUUAUUGCAAUCACCUUUUGUACAGUAUUUAUCAAAGAAACAUUACAAUCAGAUGAAAUUGUUUGUUAAACUGCAAGAGGUUGCAUUUUUCUUUUUCUUUUUUAUAUAAGGCAACGCCAGUUCUGCAGAAAAAUAUUAAAAGUGAAGAUGGCAGAACUGGAAUUAUGUGGAAAGAAAAGGGACAUAAAAACGAAGCAGGUAAUACUGUUUCUUUUCUCCAUUUAAGGUCAAUAUUACUAAACAUUUUAAUUUCUUUAAAAAAGUUAAGACACUUUUUGUUCUCAUACAGCUUAAAAUAUAGGUUGUUAAUUUAUAUUUCCGUCUCCCACUUUUCAUCUGUUAGAGGUAUGACGCUUGUGCUCUUUAUUUUCUAAUUGAUUUGUACAAUUUCUGUAUAUUUACUGUGAUAUUUUAAGUUUUUAUUUCGAAAUUCAUUUCCGUAGUUGUAUUUUAAAAAUUGUGGCCUGCAGUACGCAGAAGCCAACCACUCCAUGUAUAUAUAUACCGGAACUAAUACCAUCCUUAUAACAGUUACAAUUUCAGCUGAGUAUAUUUUUUUUCAAUAUGCAGUUUGAAAUGAAUAAAUUUUGGAAAUUUGGAUA
Messenger RNA from Perca flavescens (yellow perch), 3008 nucleotides. RefSeq names its product SRY-box transcription factor 2 (gene sox2). Gene Ontology annotation, molecular function: RNA polymerase II cis-regulatory region sequence-specific DNA binding; DNA-binding transcription activator activity, RNA polymerase II-specific. The coding region runs from base 1151 to 2113 and encodes 320 amino acids. The transcript has a single exon. Gene Ontology annotation, cellular component: nucleus. Lineage: Eukaryota; Metazoa; Chordata; Actinopteri; Perciformes; Percidae. Gene Ontology annotation, biological process: neuron differentiation; brain development; positive regulation of transcription by RNA polymerase II. The record is from RefSeq and is a predicted model, not a curated record.